AUGUUGGCAUUCCGGAGACUUAUUUUUAACCGAAGAUCUUUCAGAUCAUGUACUGUACCAAUCAUAAUUGGAAGUUUGCUCAUCAUUAUCGUUCUUUUUCAACCAUUUACACACCGAGAUAAUACACUCAUAAAGUCUCUACGGUCAAGCGAUGCGAACAAUACAAAUAAAGGAGAAUUGAGAGAAGAAGAUCGCAAAGUGCUCAUAGAGGCCUUCGGUUCUCCUGAAGUAGAUCCAGUGUAUAGUGUUCCAGUCUCUCCACUGGAGUUAGUUCCAUUUUAUGACCACUUUAUAGACAUGAAAAGAAAAUCUAGCUGGUUAAUUAAUAAAAAGAGUUAUUACAAGCAUUUCAGCGAGUUAAGCUUGACGGAUAGGUGCAAAUUUUAUUUCCGCACGCUGUACGCAUUGGACGAUGAAUGGACCAAUAGUGUUCAUAAAUUAUUGUACAACAUUAAUGAUGCAAAAGAAAAUAAACCAGUUAAGGGUCCGGAUGGAAACACAUUGGAUGAAAAUUCCGAGAAGCUCUACCACCGAAAGUAUGACAUGUUUCUAGCAUUCGAGAGGAUAAGGGCUUAUGAUAAAUGUUUCAUGCAAAAUAAUCCAGUUGAUAUUCGGGAAAUUUUUCCAGGAAGCAACAAAGUGCCAAAAGAAAAGGUUCAAUCAAAUUUAAUCAAAACGUUAAAUGCCACAUUUCCUGACUAUGAUACGAAGAACUUCAAGAAAUACGACCAAUUUGAAUUCGAAAAAAGAAUGUAUCCAUUUAUAAAUAACUUUACCACAGAUACUUUCCGUGAAAUAAUCCCAAAGAUUACGUCUCCCUUUGGAGAAGUACUAGAACAAGGUGUAUUACCCAAGUUGAACCAUAAAACGGGUGAACUGGCCGUGUUCGAAUGUGAAUAUAACCCAACAAAAACCUUCUGGUCAAAUUGGAGAGAUAUGAGCGCUAAAGUAGCCGAUCGUGGUAUUAUACUGAGUUUAGGUCCUAACCAGUUUGCAUUAGCCGUUAAGCUUAUCGCUGCUCUAAGGUUUCAGGGGAAUAAGUUGCCAAUUCAGAUUGUAUACAGAGGAAAUGAGCUGUCACAGGAGCUAGUAGACAAACUCAUAUACGCCGCCAGAAGUCCCGAUUUCAAACCAGUGAAAAAUAACUAUGAUAAUUCCACUAAUGUUCCACAGAAUAUUUGGUUCCUAGAUGUCUCUAAUACUAUACACCCCAAAUGGCGGGAUGACUUCGGUAGUUAUAAAAGUAAAUGGCUGGUAGUUCUUUUCAAUCUUUUCCAAGAAUUUGUCUUUCUGGACAUCGAUGCCAUUAGUUACCAAGAAAUCGAUAAGUACUUCGACACGCCGGAAUACCAGAAAACAGGGACUGUUUUUUAUAGAGAAAGAGCUCUCACAGAAACGCUAGAUGGGAGGUGUGUUGCUAGAUAUGAAACCCUUUUACCUAGAAAGCUUGAAUCGAAAAAUUUCCAGAACUUACUCACUAUUGAUCCUGAUACUGUUCUCAAUAAAUGUGAUGAGUUAUUAACAACAGAGGAGUACAUUUUCAAAUCUAUGUUUCGCCAUAAAGGACAACAUCAGUUAGAAGCUGGCUUAUUUGCUAUAGAUAAGUCAAAACACGUAUUACCUUUAGUGCUCGCCAGUAUGAUUCAUUUGGCUCGUGACACGGGUGGCUGCACUCAUGGUGAUAAAGAAAAUUUUUGGUUAGGGUUCUUGGCUUCAGGCCAUCCGUAUGCACUACAAGAAGUAUAUUCCGGGGCCAUUGGUGACUAUGUAAAGAAAACCGAGUUGGACGGAAAGAGGCAAGAAGCGGCAAUCGAAAUAUGUUCCGGGCAAAUAGCUCAUAUGUCUGUUGACAAGAAAACCUUACUUUGGGUAAAUGGUGGGGGAACUUUCUGUAAGCACGAGAGUGCAGCUGAAAAGGACUGGGAAAAAGAAGGCGAUAUAAGUAAGUUCAAAGAACAAUUCAAGACUAUAGAAGACAUGAAACAGUAUUAUUAUUUAACUCCAAUUAGCAGCAAAUACGUGAUUCUACCUGAUCCAAAAUCAAAAGAUUGGCAUAGGGCUUCUCCGGGAGCUUGUCAGGGUUAUAUAUGGUGUGCCACUCACAAGACUCUUCUGAAACCAUUUAGUUAUAGCGACAGAACUACCCACGGUCAAUUAAUUUCCCUAGAUGAUGAUCAGCGUCUACUCAUUGAUUCUGUCAACACUGUCUGGUUGCACGCUAAUAAAGACCAAACGAGAGCGUUCACUAAAGAUGAGAUAAAGGACUUAGAAAAUUCGAAACACAAGUAA
Saccharomyces mikatae IFO 1815 is the source of this 2289-nucleotide messenger RNA. It is a transcript of the gene MNN1, whose product is annotated as alpha-1,3-mannosyltransferase MNN1. Gene Ontology annotation, cellular component: Golgi apparatus. The coding region runs from base 1 to 2289 and encodes 762 amino acids. NCBI's taxonomy places the organism in Eukaryota, Fungi, Ascomycota, Saccharomycetes, Saccharomycetales, Saccharomycetaceae. Gene Ontology annotation, molecular function: alpha-1,3-mannosyltransferase activity. Gene Ontology annotation, biological process: protein O-linked glycosylation. The record is from RefSeq and is a predicted model, not a curated record. The transcript has a single exon.